Rhagoletis pomonella (apple maggot) is the source of this 988-nucleotide messenger RNA. Its product is annotated as piggyBac transposable element-derived protein 3-like. The record is from RefSeq and is a predicted model, not a curated record. Gene Ontology annotation, molecular function: sequence-specific DNA binding. The transcript is spliced from 3 exons. The coding region runs from base 308 to 988 and encodes 226 amino acids. Lineage: Eukaryota; Metazoa; Arthropoda; Insecta; Diptera; Tephritidae.
UGAGCAGACAAAUUUAUAUGCUCUUCAGAAAAAUGUUGACCUGAGAAUGAGUAUGGACGAGGCGAGAGUUUUUAUUGGCGGUAUUUUGAUGUCGGGGUACGCAAAAUACCCCAACAAACGUUUGUAUUGGUCGGAGAAAUCUGAUUCGCCAAGAUUGCUAGCGAACAGCAUGAGGCUAAAUUGAUUUGAGAAAAUUCUAAAUAAUUUCCAUCUGAAUGACAACACGCAAGCCCAGGGUACCGAUCGGCUUUACAAAAUUAGGCGACUAAUUACUCACCUGAACGAGGUGUUUCUAAAGCAUGGUGGAAUGGACGAGAAUCUCUCCAUUGAUGAAAGCAUGAUACCGUAUUAUGGUAGGCACUAUGCUAAACAAUAUAUCCGUGGUAAGCCCAUUCGAUUUGGAUUCAAAAACUGGGCUCUGAAUUCCAGCGAUGGAUAUAUGCUUCAGUUCGAUGUGUAUAUGGGCAAAAAUGCAGAGAGCGUCCCACAAGGAUAUGGAGUAGGAGGUGACAAAGUGGUUGAUCUCCUCACGAAAGCAAAUGUACCACACCAUAAGGGAUUCAAGCUUUUCAUCGACAACUAUUUUACGUCCGUGAAACUGUUGCGCAAUUUGGCCAGUAUGGGGAUUUGUACAUCUGGUACAAUUAGAGACGGUCGCAUAGAGAAGUGUCCUCUUCGUCCAAUAGCCGCCAUGAAAAAGGAGCAGCGAGGAUCCAGCGAUUUUCGUUUUACUGACGAUGGCAAGAUUCUCGUUGUAAGAUGGAAAGAUAAUAAUGUGGUGAGCAUUGGCUCCAACUUUGAUACCAACGAUAUCGGGACGUGCAAGCGCUACGCGAGAGGGCAAGGUGCGAUACAGAUACCACAGCCGAAACUUCUUCAGCGCUAUAAUCAAGGCAUGGGAGGCGUUGAUAAAAUGGACCAGAUGGUGGCUGUGUACCGGUCUAGAAUUAGACAGCCUACACGAGGUUUAAAUCCAGAAGAAGGUUAA